Diabrotica balteata is the source of this 4579-nucleotide messenger RNA. The record is from the annotation of a GenBank genome assembly. NCBI's taxonomy places the organism in Eukaryota, Metazoa, Arthropoda, Insecta, Coleoptera, Chrysomelidae.
GUGAAAACGAAUUCCGAGUUCCACUUGGUGUACCGUUUUUGCGCGGUGACAGGACAGUCCUCUUGCGGCAUUUACCAAGGUAGGUCCUACUCGAUCGCUCCGUUCCUCGUUCAAACCGUUCGCUGCAGGCUGUGAAAGUUUUUUGACACACACAUACACCUCUAGAUUUUUACGCGUUCGAAAGUGCCAUCGCAUCGCGCUACAUAAACUUUCUGUGAUAUCGUUAAAAAGUAGAAAUUUUAAAAAAUGUCGGCAAAAGCUAUACGAGAGGCGACGGGGAAACACCUGAUUAACAAAUACCUCGGCGGUAACACAGCGGCUGUACAAUGCAGAUUUGCUUCAGUCGAGGCGGACACUAAAUUCUCUGAAUUAGUAAGCAACAACCCAUGGUUGAAAACUGAAAAACUAGUCGUUAAACCUGAUCAACUAAUCAAAAGGAGAGGAAAAUUAGGACUGAUAGCCGUAAAUAAAGAUUUAAACACUGUCGUGGAUUGGGUAAAUGAACGCAUGAACCAAAAUCAAAAAGUCGGCAAUGCCACAGGAAAACUACGGAACUUCAUUAUCGAACCUUUCGUUCCACACAAGCAAGAAGAAGAGGCCUAUGUUUGCAUAUACUCGCAUCGUCACGCAGACACUAUCCUUUUUUACCACGAAGGGGGUGUCGAUAUCGGUGAUGUCGACAGCAAAGCUGUUAAAUUAGAUAUUCCUGUGGGGGAGACUGUGGACGCAGGAACUAUUUCUAAGGUACUACUAGGAGAAGUUCCAGCAGCCAAAAAACAGAUGGUAGCUGAUUUUAUAGCCAACCUUUACAAACUCUACGUGGACUUGUACUUCACAUACUUAGAAAUCAAUCCGUUGGUCGUGACUGAUAAGGAGAUCUACAUUUUGGACUUAGCCGCCAAAUUAGAUGCCACUGCCGAUUUUAUAUGCAAGCCACAAUGGGGCGAAAUCGAUUAUCCUCCACCUUUCGGACGUGAUGCAUACCCAGAGGAAGCCUAUAUAGCCGACUUAGAUUCAAAAUCUGGAGCUAGUCUUAAACUGACAAUUCUCAAUAAAUCCGGUAGAAUAUGGACAAUGGUAGCUGGAGGUGGAGCUUCUGUUAUUUACAGUGACACCAUCUGUGAUUUAGGAGGAGCUAGUGAACUCGCCAACUAUGGGGAAUACUCAGGUGCACCAACUGAACAACAAACUUACGAAUAUGCCAAAACUAUUCUUUCCUUGAUGACGCAAGAAAAACAUCCUAAAGGAAAAGUUUUGAUUACCGGAGGAGGUAUUGCCAAUUUCACUAAUGUAGCUGCCACUUUCCGCGGUAUUAUCACCGCUUUGGUAGAGUUCAGAGAAAGGUUGAUAGAACACAAAAUCUCCAUCUUCGUCAGAAGAGCUGGACCCAAUUACCAGGAAGGUUUAAGGAGAAUGAGAGAAGUCGGACAGACUUUGGGUAUUCCUUUGUACGUAUUCGGACCUGAAACUCACAUGACUGCUAUUUGUGGUAUGGCAUUGGGUACUCGUACAAUUCCACCAGAAAAUCAUGUAGAAACUGCCACAGCAAAUUUCGCUCUUCCUAGCGGUGAAAAAGAACCCAACAAACAGCAUCUAGCAAGCAAAGAUGGCGCCAAACCAGCAGCUCCUCCGGCAAGAAAUUUGGUGAUGGAUCACAUCUAUUCAAUAUUGAAAUUUGGUGCCAAAGAUUCCAACCAGGAAAAUGUAUCAAACAACGUACACCUUUCAUCACCAUCAUCGACAGAGGGAGACUCAAAAGCCCUUCCAAUGUUCACCAACAACACUAAAGCCAUAAUUUGGGGAAUGCAGAACCGUGCCAUCCAGAGCAUGCUCGACUUUGAUUUCGUGUGCAACAGAAAAAGUCCCAGCGUUGUAGCAAUAAUCUAUCCCUUCACUGGCGACCACAAGCAAAAAUACUACUGGGGGCACAAAGAAAUACUCAUUCCGGUCUAUAAACAAAUGAAGGAUGCGAUGACGAAACAUCCCGACGCUGACGUCCUUGUUAACUUCGCUUCAUUACGUUCAGCUUAUUCUAGCACCGUGGAAACCAUGGAGUAUCCACAAAUCAGAACGAUUGCCAUCAUUGCUGAAGGUAUUCCAGAAAACUACACCAGAAAGUUGAUCAAGUUGGCUGACGAGAAGAAGGUUUCUAUUAUUGGACCUGCCACUGUUGGUGGAGUUAAACCAGGUUGCUUUAAGAUUGGUAACACUGGAGGUAUGAUGGACAACAUCUUACACUCAAAAUUGUACAGACCAGGUAGUGUAGCUUACGUCUCAAGAUCUGGUGGUAUGUCGAACGAAUUAAACAACAUCGUAUCCAAAGCAACCGACGGUGUCUACGAAGGUGUAGCCAUCGGUGGAGACAGAUAUCCUGGAACUACUUUUAUGGAUCACAUUAUGAGAUAUCAAGCUGAUGAUAAUAUUAAGAUGAUCAUCCUUCUUGGUGAAGUAGGAGGUACUGAGGAAUAUCAAGUGUGUAAAGCAUUGCAAACCAAACAAAUUACAAAACCUUUGGUAGCUUGGUGUAUAGGAACUUGCGCUGGAAUGUUCACUUCAGAAGUUCAAUUCGGCCAUGCAGGAUCUUGCGCUAACUCAAACCAAGAAACUGCCACAGCUAAGAACGAAGCUCUAAAGGCAGCCGGUGCCCACGUACCUGAUUCUUUCGAUUACUUAGGUGAUAUUGUUGGCAAAGUAUACGAGCAGCUUGUAAAACAAGGCGUGAUAGUACCAAAACCAGAAGUUCCUCCACCAACCGUGCCAAUGGACUACAGUUGGGCUCGUGAGUUGGGACUUAUUAGAAAACCCGCCAGCUUCAUGACUUCCAUCUGUGAUGAAAGAGGACAAGAACUCAUAUAUGCAGGUAUGCCCAUUUCUGACGUCCUUCAAAAGAAUGUUGGCAUCGGCGGAGUCAUAUCGCUUUUGUGGUUCCAACGAUGCUUACCUCCAUACGUCUGCAAAUUCUUCGAGAUGUGUUUGAUGGUGACAGCCGAUCAUGGACCUGCAGUAUCAGGAGCUCACAACACCAUAGUCUGUGCCCGUGCUGGUAAAGAUCUAGUUUCCAGUUUGGUAUCCGGUCUUCUCACGAUCGGUGACAGGUUCGGUGGAGCUUUGGACGGUGCAGCUAAGAUGUUCAGUGAAGCGUAUGACAAAGGUAUGCAUCCUGCCGAAUUCGUUAACCACAUGAGGAAUAAAGGUCAGCUCAUCAUGGGUAUUGGCCACAGAGUCAAAUCUAUUAACAACCCCGACCAGAGAGUAAAAAUAGUCAAAGAGUUCGUCAUGGCUAACUUCCCCGCCACUCCUUUACUUCAAUACGCCCUAGAAGUAGAAAAAAUCACCACCAGCAAGAAACCCAACCUCAUCCUUAACGUCGACGGUGUCAUUGCAUGCUCCUUUGUAGAUAUGUUAAGGAACUGUGGUGUCUUCACAAGGGAAGAAGCCCAAGAAUACAUCGACAUUGGUGCUAUCAACUCAUUAUUCGUCCUUGGUAGAUCCAUCGGUUUCAUCGGCCACUACAUGGACCAAAAGAGACUCAAACAAGGAUUGUACAGGCACCCAUGGGAUGACAUUUCAUACGUUCUACCUGAACAAUAUAACAAUGAUAAUUAGAGAAUAGCAUUUAACUAGGUAAAAUCUUGUAAUUAUUGACCGAUAGAGGUCUAAGCACUUACCGUGGCACCUUUACGCAAUCGGCUCAGUGUGUAAGAUUUAGUUUUUUAGGAUCCAAAUUUUCGAGGAGAUGAAACUAAUUAUCACUUUAUAUAGCUAACACUAUAUUGAAACAUCAAUAUAGUGUUAACUAUAUUGAUGUUUCAAUAAUCUGAUGUUUUUAUUUCUUUGUUUAUAUUAUUACAAAGCUGUUUGUGUAUCUGUGGCAUCGCAGCUGUAUGAUCGUCUAUGAAAAGAAUAGUAAAUAGGAAAAACUAUUAAUGUUUCCGUCUUCUGCAACGAAAUUUAUAGUGUAUUAUUCUCAUAUAGUGUUCCAAAGCUGUGAUUGUAGGCUUAACUAAUACCUCAAAAAUCUUUUGGUGCCUAAAAAUUAUUUUUUAUACACUUAGUCUUUUUGUAAAAACAGUUUUAAUUGAUAAAUCUGUACCAAAUGGUUACCGUUUGUCUUGAUGUUAACAACACAGUUACUGUUAACAUUAGUACAAAAUAUAUGCGUGUUUCAUAAUGCAAAUAAUGAUUAGUAUGCACCUAUCGUAAUUGAAGUUGAAUGGUAAAUAUAUCUAGUAGAUCCAACCGUCAUUUGUAUCAAGGUUACUUUUUUGCUUUUGCAUUAUGAACUAACUGCUUAGAUUUUCGUCUUUAUAUAUAAUCGAGGCGGAAUAUCGUUGUUGACCAUAACAUUAUCGUUUUCCAUGUUAUUUUAAUAAUAAUUAUUUUUAGAUUUUUUAUAUUGUAGACGUUAUUUAUUUUUGAAAAAUUAUGUUGUAAUAUUAUGAUUUAAAAUUUUGUAAAUGGUAGGAUUUUCUGAUAAAUAUAAGUGUUUUAUUUUUGUGAAAGUCAUUCACAUGGAUCAAUGUUUGACUAUUUUGUUAACAUGGCGGAUUUGAUCAUAAAUAUAAUUUUAUUUCAUAUA